AUGUUCAAAGGAAAUCUUCAUAAAUAUCAACGAUCAUCAACCGGAGCUCCAAAGACAUCACCUCAAGCAUCAAAUCCACCUGCUGCUCAGCCACCCUUGAAUGUUAUGGAGGGAUUUGUGUGUAGAUUUUUGGAAGGAUGUGUGAGAGGAAUUUGUGAUGUUUUUAUUGAAACAAUUUCUCAUCCAGUGUUGGCUGCAGUGUUGCGAUAUAUCAAAAUUAUUGGACCGGUCUACGUUCCAAAGAUUUAUUCUCACUAUCGUCAUCCUCAACCAAGCCAAUAA
Naegleria lovaniensis is the source of this 282-nucleotide messenger RNA. RefSeq lists its product as uncharacterized. The transcript is spliced from 2 exons. Bases 1 to 282 code for a protein of 93 amino acids. The record is from RefSeq and is a predicted model, not a curated record. Lineage: Eukaryota; Heterolobosea; Eutetramitea; Acrasida; Naegleriidae.